Messenger RNA from Lathyrus oleraceus (garden pea), 1973 nucleotides. Its product is annotated as aspartic proteinase-like protein 1. Gene Ontology annotation, biological process: proteolysis. The transcript has 10 exons. Gene Ontology annotation, molecular function: aspartic-type endopeptidase activity. NCBI's taxonomy places the organism in Eukaryota, Viridiplantae, Streptophyta, Magnoliopsida, Fabales, Fabaceae. Bases 254 to 1846 code for a protein of 530 amino acids. The record is from RefSeq and is a predicted model, not a curated record.
GCACCCCACCAUCCCUCCCUCUUUUCCAUAUUUUCUUCUAGUAUCUACUCCUAGUCCUAUACACACACACUCUAAAAGAGAAAAAGCUCCAAACUUUCUACCACCCCACCAAAAAAGUUGAAGAUUAGAGUCCAUUUUACUCAAAAUUAACUCCUUUUUAGGAAACCCAUUUGAGUUUUAAUUCGUGUAUGCUAACUCAUUAGUUAGAAACUCAAGCUGAGUUUUUCUUUUCCUCUUCUGUGUUCUUUUGCGCAUGGCGGUUUGUGUGCUUCUUUGGCUAUUACUAGCCAAAGGUCUUGUCUUGGAAACUGCAAUUGCUACCACAUUUUCAUCAAGGAUCAUUCACAGGUUUUCUGAUGAAGCAAAAUUUCAUCUGGCUUCUAGGAACAAUGGUGAUGCAAAGCUUCAAUCAUGGCCUAAAAGGAACAGCUCUGAGUAUUUUAGGCUGCUUCUGAACAGCGACAUUACUCGUCAAAGGAUGAAACUUGGAUCGCAGUAUGAAUCACUUUACCCUUCUGAGGGAAGACAAACUUUCUUCUUUGGCGAUGACUUUGCUCGGUUGCAUUACACAUGGAUUGAUAUAGGGACUCCAAAUGUUUCAUUUCUUGUUGCAUUAGACACCGGUAGUGAUCAGCUUUGGGUUCCUUGUGAUUGCAUAGAAUGUGCUCCUUUGUCGGCUGAUAAUUACAAUGUGUUGGAUAGGGAUUUCAAUCAGUAUAGUCCAUCAUUGUCAAGCACCAGCAGACAUCUACCUUGCAGUCAUCAGUUGUGUAGUCCAAAUUCCAGUUGCAAACAUUCUAAGGAUCCUUGUCCUUAUUUUGCUGAUUACCCCUUAGAUGAUAAUACAUCAAGUUCUGGAUUUCUUAUUGAAGACAAACUACAUUUGGUAUCCGAUAAUGCAACAAAGAAUUCUGUUCAAGCCUCUAUCAUUUUUGGUUGUGGUAGGAAACAAGGUGGAGACUUUUUAGCAGGAGCUGCUCCUAAUGGUUUGUUGGGGCUAGGACCUGGAAGCAUUUCAGUCCCAAGUUUGCUGGCAAAGGCAGGACUUAUUCAGAAUUCUUUCUCACUUUGUUUAAAUGAAAAUGGUUCGGGGAGAAUUCUCUUUGGUGAUCAAGGAGAUGUCACCCAACAACGAUCUACUCCUUUCUUGCCUGUAUACGGGAAAUUUAUUGCCUAUGUUGUUGGGGUAGAGAGUUUCUGUGUUGCGAGUUUUUGUCUCAAAGAAACUGGAUUUGAAGCACUUAUUGACACUGGGACAUCUUUCACUUAUCUUCCUAAGGGUGUUUUUGAAAAAGUUGCGGCAGAGUUUGAUAAACAAGUACAUGCAACCCGGGUAAUCGCUCCACAAUUCCAAUCAGAUUACUGCUAUAAUGCUAGUUCACACAAGUUGAUUAACAUUCCACCGAUGAAGCUCACUUUCUCUAAGAAUCAAUCUUUUAUAAUUCAAAACCCAAUAGUUUCUAUCGGUCAGGGUCCUAGUACCUUUUGUUUGGCUGUAUUACAAUCUGAUGUUGAUGACUACAUUACCAUUGGACAAAACUUCUUAAUGGGCUAUCAUAUGGUCUUUGAUAGGGAGAAUCUAAGCUUUGGCUGGUCUAGAUCCGAUUGUCAAGAUAGCAGCAUGAGAGACACGACAAAUUUUACAUCACCAUCCAGCGGUGGAUCACCAGCAUCUAUACCAGCCAAUCAGCAGCAGCAUGUCCCCAAUAAUGCUCGUGCUGUACCACCUGCCGUUGCUGAAAAGACACCCUCCAAACCCUCUGCAGCCACACCCGGAUUUAACUCUUGGCAUUUGUUAAAUUCAUCAUCAUUGAUAUUUCUUUUGUUCUGGUUAUUAUCUGGUUAAUUCUACUAAAUUUUAAUCUACUUGUAAAUUUUUCUUCUAUACAGACUAGAUUUUAUGGGUUUUUUUGGUUCAGUUUUGUAGUCUCUGUUGUAUGUAUUGGUGUUGGUUAAUUACUUUUUAUUUUCAA